Messenger RNA from Hydra vulgaris (swiftwater hydra), 1889 nucleotides. RefSeq names its product RNA N6-adenosine-methyltransferase mettl16. The record is from RefSeq and is a predicted model, not a curated record. Gene Ontology annotation, molecular function: 23S rRNA (adenine(1618)-N(6))-methyltransferase activity. Lineage: Eukaryota; Metazoa; Cnidaria; Hydrozoa; Anthoathecata; Hydridae. Gene Ontology annotation, cellular component: nucleus. Gene Ontology annotation, biological process: rRNA base methylation.
GCAAUUCAAUAAGUUUGGUUGCAAACAUAAAUAAAAGAAAUUAACUUGAAAUAAAAAGUAAAAUUUGAAAUAAAAAAAAAUUGAAGUAAAAGUAAAUUAACUAUCAACAAUUUUGAUUAUGCACAACAGGAAUGUCUUUAAAGACUCUCCUCCCGAUUUUAAGAGGUUAAUGUUAGAAUAUCCUGAAUUUGCGCCUUAUGUUCAUAUUGGAAGUUCUGGUAAAGCUUAUGUUAACUUCAAAGAUCCAGCUUCUUUGCGUAGUCUCUCUUUAGUUCUCUUAAAAAAAUACUUUAAUAUCAUCAUUGAUAUCCCAUUAGAUCGUUUGAUUCCCACAAUUCCGCUUAGGCUAAAUUAUAUACAUUGGAUAGAGGAUUUAACUGGAUGUUUGAAUAAAAGUGCAUCUGGCAUUGAUAUUGGAUGUGGAGCCUCUUGCAUUUACCCAUUGCUAGGUAAUAAAAUUAAUAAUUGGAAGUUCAUUGCAACUGAAGUAAAUGUUGAAUCACAUGCUUAUGCGGAAAACAAUGUAAUAAAAAACCUUGCUCAAGAAUAUAUCAAAGUAAUCUUAACUUCGCCAGAAAAAUCUAUUUUUGAUUGCGUAAUGGCUUCAGAAUUUGAUUAUGAUUUCACAAUAUGCAAUCCGCCAUUUUUUUCUGAAAUUAAUGACAAUAUUAUUUCAAAAAAUCGUACUGGUCAUCGUCCACCACCUAUAUCUCAAUCAACAGCAAGUGAUAGUGAAUCUUUCACAGAAGGAGGAGAAGUGGAAUUUGUAAAGAGAAUGAUUGAUGAGAGUUUAUUAUUGAAAAAGAGGAUCAGAUGGUUUACAACAAUGCUUGGCAAAAAAUCAAGUUUAAAGGAAUUAGUUAAAUACAUAAAACAUAAUCAGAUAUCAAAGUUUACAACAACAGAAUUUGUCCAAGGGCGCACGAUGAGAUGGGGUUUAGCAUGGUCUUUUACUGAUUAUUUCCCAGAUACUAUUGUAUAUCUGAAAAAAAAUCAUGCUCGAAAGAAAUGCAAACCUUUUUUUGUUAAACUCUCUAACCAAUUCUAUAAAGACAAUAAUAUACAGCCUGUCGAACACUCCAGUCCUUCAGAAAAUGUUCAAUCAAGCAUGUUGCAAGUUAUAAAAAUUAUUCGUUACCAACUUCACCAACUUCAACUUAUUUUGGAAGACAAUGAAAAUUCUGAGAGUAUAACUAGUUUAAAUAAAGUCCCAUACGAAAUAAAAGGCAAGGCUUUUCAAAAUACCUGGAUUCAUACACGGCAGAAAAAAAGAAAGCUUAAUGAAGGUUUUGACAAAGAUAUUCCUUCAAAAGUGAACCUAGUCAAUGAUGAAUAUGAUAAAAUGUUUUUAUUAACGAACACCUUUGAAAGAAAAAGCGUUGCAGCACCUUUUGUGCUUGAUAAAACGAACAUUCUGACAGAAAACAAUGUUGCACCUACUGUGCUCGAUUUAAGGAACACUGCGCUAGAAAGAAAUGCUCAACCUGCUAUGCUUGAUUUAGAUAUGUUUAAUAAUAGAGCGCAGCAGAUGAAAAAUAGUAAUAACUUUGUACAAAAAACCAUAAUAAUUGAUGGGACUUCAAGUAAAGACGAUUUUAUAUUUUCAAAUUGUUUAACUUUACACUCUGACAAUUCAAAAGAAUUUAAAAACCCUGUAAAGUAUUUUGGAAAUGAUUUUCCUUGUUCAUAUUUAUUCUAUUUUUUAUGUAAAGUUGGUACAACAAGGCAGUUUCACCUGGAUGAUGAAAAUGCAAUCAUAGUUUCUUUUACGUGCCUGGAUGGAAGUCGAGAACAAUUUCAUCAAAUGUUUUUAUAUUUAAAGAACAUUUUAAAAAGUUGUCAAAUAAAAUAUUAAAUGCUAUCAGUAAUAUUUAACCAAUCAUAAUUAA